AUGGCCAACGAGAGCUCCAGUGGAAGACGCGGCGUGUCGCUGGGCCUUAAUGAGAAGGUCUUCCGCGCUAACAGGAGCAUGGUGGUGCCCAGCUCAAACCUUUAUGAGGCAAACGGAGGAGAUUCCAUGUUUGUAGAGCGCGAAAUCGUGGUGGAAUCUCACGUUCCUCUUGUGCAAGACAACUGGGAAACAACCUGGUCGACGUUCGACCAUAUAGAAGCCGCAAUUGAGCGAUCCAUCCAUUGCAGCACACAGCCAUACGUUAGUAUACUGGAUGAUGCUCUGGGAGAAGUGGCAAAACUCGAAAAACAAAGGGCAGCUAAGGAACUGGAAAAGCAAAUGGAAGCUAAAGCAUUGCAAGAACAGCAAGAUAAGAAGCUAGCGCAACAGAAGACUGAAUGUACGAAUAAAAACCAGUCAGAUGCCACUUCGAACCCUCAUGUGGGUUGUUCGAAAUCCAAAUCGCAUGUAGAAGCGGGACCAGCAAGCAGCCACGCUGCCGUGGCUAACGCAUCACUUCAAGCAACUAAGGGAGGUAUUCAUACGACUACUGCAGGCAGUAAGAGCGCAAUUAAAACGGCGGGUACGACUUCGAAAUACGAAAAGGAGAGAGACGCCGCUGACGUCACUCAAGCGGACUAUGUUCCCCGUAAUUCGUACACCAAGCAAAUCGACGACUACGAGGCAGAGCACGAGCAAAUCAAGAUUGAGUACGAUGUGUUUGUGCAGAACAGUGAUCCUGCGGUGAAAUCAAUCAGGUUGGACGUCGCAAAGGCAGUAAACAGAACUGUUAACACACUGGCAAGCACGCAAAAGCAAGUGGAUCAUUCGUACACAACCCUACUCAACAUACGGAAUCAGUAUGCGAAUGAGCCUGGAGUUGCCACGUUCGUAAUAUUCAGAGUUAUUGAAGCUGUGCUUGACUGCUGUGAACCUGGGUGUCAAAUGUACCUCAACCCAAAGGCUGCAUGGCCAUCGGCACAUCUCAUCCGGGGAGUAAUGGCGAUGAAGUCAGAAUGCAGGGCCAUAUAUUACGCGUUGAUAAAAAAGCGUUGUCCUUACGUCAUACCGAGACUCUACCUAAGCAGCAACACUAGCAGACUGGAGGCGCUCCAUCGAUAUUCGAAAGACAACAGUAGCACCUAUUUCAAAAGGCAAAUGGCUCUUUUGAGGCUACAUAUUGCAGUUUUGGUGGUAACAAAGGACAGAGAGGGCCUCUGGGCAUGGUUUGCAGGCUUCAUUAAUGCGUCUUCCAAACCAGUCUUCAAGCUUCCGUUAUCGGGUGUGCUAGUCACUGCAAUGCGUACUGCGGGCCAUUUCUGCUUGGCAUCAUACAAAGAGCAGUUCAGAAAGGUGCUUUCAUUGUGCGGUGACAUGGUCAAGAAGGGUCAAUUCAAGGUACAAAAUUGCGAGGCCGCGGGCAUGUACCAUGAACAGCUAUCGCACUUUUUUGAAGAAUACCGCAAAAAGGGAACUCUGGAGAAGCCUGAUGGAUUCGAAAUGAAGCGUCAAGAGGAAGACCUGCGACGGGACAUCUGA
This is a messenger RNA of Babesia bigemina, 1539 nucleotides long. RefSeq lists its product as hypothetical. The record is from RefSeq and is a predicted model, not a curated record. Lineage: Eukaryota; Apicomplexa; Aconoidasida; Piroplasmida; Babesiidae. Gene Ontology annotation, biological process: regulation of translational termination; poly(A)+ mRNA export from nucleus; regulation of translational initiation. Bases 1 to 1539 code for a protein of 512 amino acids. Gene Ontology annotation, molecular function: inositol hexakisphosphate binding; phospholipid binding; translation initiation factor binding. Gene Ontology annotation, cellular component: nuclear pore; cytoplasm; nuclear pore cytoplasmic filaments. The transcript has 3 exons.